AGUGCGCUGCACUCUGAUCCGCAUUCAGUAAAACUUAAAAAAAAAAAAAAAGUUAAUCAUGUGUGUCUUGAUGCUGUAUUUGUAUUCUGCAUGAGCUAACAUAUAUAAAUUCAUAUUUAAAAAAUAUUUUAAACGAAAAGCUGAUAAACAGACGCCUGUUUUGUGUAUAUAUAUCCUUCCGCUAGCUUUUCGUGUCUUUUCAGACUGUUUAGGUCCAUGUCUUUCACAGGUAGACAUCUCCUGAGAACUGAAAUUAUUGUAAUAGUUUUAUUAUUAAUCUAAUAGAUAUGUAUAAUCUACAUCUAUUUUAGUGAUAAGUGUAUAGUUUUAAGGAGACAAAUUAAGAAGAAAAGAAGCUAUCUGGCUUACCUCGCAGUUGUCAGUGUCCAGGCUGGAAUAAUCAGCCCUAGCAACAGCAGUGGGGCUAGCAAGCUAACCUCAGCGAGUUGUCGCCUGUUAGCUUUACACUCAAUUUGACUUUUAGAGCAUUUCGUCCUCUGUAUUUUUGCCCUUGGAAAUAUUUUCUAAACCGUUUGAAUAGUCUGUUCAAAGUCUCGUUUAUGGGAUAAUCAUGUCAAUGAAGCAGACAGGCGGUAAUCGCAGACCGGGUAGCAGUAGCGGGGCCGCAGCGGCCUCAGGAGCUGGGGGAUGCGCAGGAGCUGCUGUAGGACGCCACAGUUUAACCAGGGCGUCCACAGUGGAGCUAACGCCGUUUACUACACUCCUCACUACAGUACUGACCUUUAACACGCUGAAACUAGCAGCCUGGGGACGCAACAGCGCCAAAGUUCCCUCCACAUCAGUCGUGUUCAGUGGAGUUUAUGCAAAUAUGAGGAUGGUUCACGUCUUAACUUCAGUGGUGGGAGCCAAGUGUGAACUUAAAGUGAAAAAUGGCGCAAUCUACGAGGGUGUCUUCAAAACGUACGGUCCAGAGUGUGAUCUGGUCCUGGAUGCAGCCCACAAGAAAUGUCUGGAUCCGAGUGUGGGCCCUCGAUGUGAGGACAUAGUCGAGAGCAUCAUCUUCAAGGCCUCAGAUGUUGUGGUGGUGCAUUUUAAAGAUGUGGACCUGAGCUAUGCCAAAAAAGAUAACCUUACAGACAACUCGUUAAGCACUCGUUUAAAUGGAGAACAUAAAGAGAAAAAUUUGGAGCCUUGGGAUGGAGGAGAUCAACAUGUCUCUGGUAGCUUGGAGUCUCUUGAUACUGACUUGUCGAAUGGUUGGGAUCCUGAUGACAUGUUCAAAUACAAUGAAGAAACAUAUGGUGUGAAGUCUACUUAUGAUAGCAGCCUCUCCUCAUAUACAGUGCCAUUGGAGCGGGACAAUUCAGAGGAGUUCCUCAAGCGGGAAGCUCGUGCAGCACAGUUGGCUGAGGAGAUUGAGGCCAGCACCACUUAUAAGGCCCGUGUGGCACUAGAGAAUGAUGAUCGCUCGGAAGAGGAGAAAUACUCUGCUGUAGUGCGGGAGACACACACACUCAGCAGGGACAAUAAAUACAUUCCCCCAGGCCAGAGGAACAGAGAAGCAGGACUGUCAUGGGGAGCAGGACGACAGAACUCACCCAGACUGGUGCAGUGCAGUCCUGGACCUCCUACACCCAGAGCUUCACCUCACGACUACAACACACUCACUGGUGUGGAUCAACGUGUUGUCAAUGGAGGUGCCCAACAUUGGCUCUCUUGCUGUUCAUCUCCCUCCUCUCACCCUUCCUUUCGCUACCAGUCAAGCCCCAAUGCCUCCCUUCUCACCCGGCCUCCCUCCAGACCCCCAUCCAGGCCCUCGCGGCCUCCCUCUCACCCCUCUGUCCAUGGCUCUCCAGCACCCCUCUCCACUCUGCCCAAACACCUCUCCUUGGAAGGUCCUCCAAAGAUGUCUCCAAAGUCUCAGAGGACCCCUAGGGCACAUAGAGUGCCCUCCUGCCGGGGAGCUGGUCCUCCUGGGGUGGAAUUCAUGUUGCAGGGUGCAUCUGGGGAGGCUUCAACUACUCCUUCUGCCCGUAGCAGCCCUUCUGGUGGCACUUGGUCUUCAGUGGUCAGUGGAGGACACAGACCUCGUUCCCCUCGGCAAAACAUUAUGGGAGGAACUCCUCCUGGCCCCUCCUCCUUGUCUUCUCCACAAGCUGGCAUAGUGCCAGUGGAUUCAGUGGCCAUUCCCACUUCAGUAACAUCACUAAUUUCAGCGAGUCCUGCACCUGACAUGGUUACAAUGCCAGUAACAGAAGCAAAAGAAAUUAGACACAAUUCUCCUUUGGCCAACAAGGAGAAUGUGAAGCCUGUGGAAUCUUCCCCAAGCAGUAGGCCAGUUAGUAAAGGAUUUCUCAGCAUGCCUCCUGACCAUAAAAAGCAAAUAGACAAUUUAAAAAAAUUUAGUGUCGAUUUUAGGUUGCAGUCCAGCUCAAAUCCAGAUCUUGGGGUUGAGACAAUAACAAAGUCUCCACGGGAUUCUGGAGAGAAACUAAAGGAGUCACCCAGUGAUAAGAGCCUGCCUGAGUCACCAGGACCCAAAGUUUGCUCAGAGUCUUCUGGCAGUGAAAAGGCGUCAGGGGCUGUGGGUGCCAACUCUGUCGGGAGUAAACCUGGCACUCCUUUGCCCUCUCCCUCAUCCUGUAAUAUCAGCACGGAGCAAAAACGUGUCCCUGAUGUGACGUCUCAAGGUGUCCAGACGUCUUCACCUGCUGCUGUGAAAUCAGAAGAUAAAGAGGAGAAGAAAGAUCCUGUACCACAAAGUGUUAGAAAAUCAACUCUCAAUCCUAAUGCCAAGGAGUUCAACCCAAGACCAUUCUGCACUCCACCCAAACCAGCCACUACUCCGACUCUGACACGACCCCAGGGUCAGCCAAGUCCUUCCAUCGUGGUGCAGCAGCCUCCAGGUGUUUAUAGCCAGCCAAUGUGCUUCCCACAGAUGUACCCACUCACCCCAGUCAGCCCUGGAGUGCAGAAAAGCAUUAUCUGGAAGCCUCCUGCUGUGUACCACGUUCCAGUUCCUCACAUGACUGUAAGCCAGUCCAAGCCGUACAGACCAGGUAAAGUACCCAGUAUCCCACAGCAAAGACCUGACCAGCAUCAUCCAGCAGGCGCGUCACCCAUGAUGCACCCUGCCACAGCUGCAGGUCCCCCAAUCGUAGCCCCGAGCCCAGCUUACUCCACUCAGUAUUUCACCUGCAGCCCUCAGCAGUUUAGCAGCCAGCCACUAGUGCAGCAGAUGCCCCACUACCAGUCCCAGGCCCAGCAUGUCUUCAGUCCGGUUAUGCAGGGAGGUGCAAGGAUGAUCACCACACCCAGCCAUGGCCAGCCCAAUCUAGCCUCCUCCUCCACUACCCAGUAUGGUGAGCAGACCCACACAAUGUAUGUCUCAGCUCCCAUCCCUCAGCAGUACCCACAUCCUGGUGCCACCCUCCACCCACAUCCCCCUCAACCCCCACAGCCCUCAGCCACGCCCACGGCUCAAACUCAGCAGAGUGGACAGCAUGCAGGCACAAGCCACGCUGCUGCCAGCCCCGUUCAGCACCCACAGCACCAGGCGUCUCUUCACCUAACCAGUGCAGCUCCUCCACAGCAGCAGAUGUACUCAGCCUUGACGCCAACCCCACCCUCCAUGACUCCUGGUCCAGCUCCUCAAUCCCCACAGGCUGUUUAUAUCCAUCCUCAGCAGGUUCAGCACUCGUACAAUCCCAACCACAUGGCUCACAUGCAGCAGGCACACAUGCAGUCAGGCAUGGUGCCUCCACAUCAUGGCACUCCCUCUCACCCUGUGAUGCUGAUGGCCACACAAGCACCUGCUGGCCCACAGCCACCUUUACCCCAGGGCACACUCAAUCCAAUCCCUGUCUCCUCAACCACACAUUUCUCCUACAUGGCACAUCCUCCAGUACAACCUCACCAUCAGCAGCAGCUUUAGAGGAUGAAGAUUGGCAAUUUUUAGCUGACUCCAGUGACGCUCUGUUCUCAACCCUUGUGAGCUACUGGCCAACUGAUCCGUCACCUGUUCCUUCUCUACAUGCCUAGUGCCACUGAAGCAUCUAUCAUGCUGCACUGCACUUCUGCUAAUCUGUCAGAAAUUAAUGCGAAUGAGCAAAGUUGCGGUGAACAGAUCUUGUUUUUAACAAGAGGGAGACUGUUUUAGAUGCCAUGAGUGAGAAACUCAAUGUCAAGAAACUGGAACUUGCAUUUUGUUUGCACCUUCUAAGUAACAAAUUCUUCCAGUAAAUUGAUGGUGUUAACAUUACUGUUAAAUGCUGCUGCUAUUGCCGUGUUCAGGUACUUGGGGUAAAGAAAAUCAUACAAAGAAAAUUACUCUAACCAAAUUAAACAAAAGACUUCCAGUGAUUUUUAAAAUGUUUGGCAAAAGUGAUUAAUAAAUAAUUAAUCAAGCUGAAUGGGCCCCAAUUACAUUUGAACGUCAUAAAACUGCUAAGUUUAAAAAAAAAAAGACUUUGUAGAUAAUAUAAAUGAAUUUAAAAAAAAGCAUAAAAACAUUAAAAAAAAAGUUGUAAAAACUGUUACUGGCUUGCAUCUUUUAUCCUUGAUGCAGAGAAUGCUUCUGUUUACUUUGAUGCUUAAUAUUGUUGAUGGGGAAAAUUUCUGUUAAAAGAAGCUUAUGUUUGUUACAUAUAGAAAAACUUAACCCAUCACCAUGAGCCCUGAGAACAGCUUCAAUAUGCCUUGGUAUAGAGAUGUAUUAAACAUCACUGAAACUGUAUUAAAGGGAUGAUGGAUAUUCUCUGA
Neoarius graeffei (lesser salmon catfish) is the source of this 4722-nucleotide messenger RNA. RefSeq names its product ataxin 2 (gene atxn2). The transcript has 25 exons. Gene Ontology annotation, biological process: cytoplasmic stress granule assembly. The coding region runs from base 572 to 3895 and encodes 1107 amino acids. Gene Ontology annotation, cellular component: cytoplasmic stress granule. Lineage: Eukaryota; Metazoa; Chordata; Actinopteri; Siluriformes; Ariidae. The record is from RefSeq and is a predicted model, not a curated record. Gene Ontology annotation, molecular function: RNA binding.